GAUAUUAUAAAUAAGAAGAUCUCCUUCCAUCUUUGGUCGUGUUGGUUAGAAAACAAAAGGGUUUCGAAACUUCUCUUUUAUUCUUCCUUUGAUUGGUUUGAAUUUUUGUGUGUUUCUCUUACAAUGACUAAGCUUUGGACUUUCCUCUCUGCUCUUCAUUCCAUCGCUGGUCCUGUGGUGAUGCUGCUUUAUCCGUUAUAUGCGUCGGUGCUAGCAAUAGAGAGCCCAUCAAAAGCAGAUGAUGAGCAAUGGCUUGCUUAUUGGAUUCUCUACUCUUUUUUAACUCUCUCAGAACUCAUCCUUCAAUCGCUCCUAGAGUGGAUACCGAUAUGGUACACGGCGAAGCUAGUGUUGGUAGCAUGGUUGGUUUUGCCGCAAUUCAGAGGAGCAGCUUUCAUAUACAACAGAGUCGUGAGGGAACAGUUUAGGAAGUAUGGCAUCCUCAAACCUAAGGAACAACACCAGUGACUAAAAAGAGAAUGCACGGGACACAAAGAGGCUUUAGUGUUGGUUCCUUCAAUACUUUGAUAUUAUGAU
Molecule: messenger RNA, 537 nt
Organism: Brassica oleracea var. oleracea
Lineage: Eukaryota; Viridiplantae; Streptophyta; Magnoliopsida; Brassicales; Brassicaceae
Product: HVA22-like protein e
Exons: 5
Coding region: 124-468 (114 amino acids)
Source: RefSeq, a predicted model, not a curated record